Messenger RNA from Candidula unifasciata, 216 nucleotides. The record is from the annotation of a GenBank genome assembly. Lineage: Eukaryota; Metazoa; Mollusca; Gastropoda; Stylommatophora; Geomitridae.
AUGGCCCAGCUGGUCCACAGCUCCCCGCAGAUGGUCAUCCUGCCGGCGUCCUCGACCCCGGGCGGCAAGGACUCCAGGUGGCUCACCCUGGAGGUGUGUCGUGAGUUCCAGCGGAGCAAGUGCUCCCGCUCGGAUACCGAGUGCAAGUUUGCUCACCCGCCCCCGCACGUGGAGAUACAGAACGGCAGGGUCGUCGCAUGUUUUGAUUCUAUAAAG